Messenger RNA from Pecten maximus, 1178 nucleotides. RefSeq names its product heat shock factor-binding protein 1-like. The transcript is spliced from 3 exons. Gene Ontology annotation, molecular function: transcription corepressor activity. Gene Ontology annotation, cellular component: cytosol; nucleus. The record is from RefSeq and is a predicted model, not a curated record. Gene Ontology annotation, biological process: cellular heat acclimation. NCBI's taxonomy places the organism in Eukaryota, Metazoa, Mollusca, Bivalvia, Pectinida, Pectinidae. Bases 85 to 309 code for a protein of 74 amino acids.
GCGCUGUAAUCAAAAGUUAAUCACUUCCUGUUAAGAUCUUGCCUGACUGUCAGAACAACAUCGAGUUCCAAAGAAGGAGAAGGUAUGGCAGACUACGGCAAAGAUUACAUGGCAAACAAUGCCGACCCCAAGAACAUCCAGGACCUGACAGCCUUUGUACAGACUCUUCUGCAACAGAUGCAGGACAAAUUCCAGAACAUGUCGGACCAAGUGAUCACAAGGAUUGAUGAGAUGGGAAACCGCAUUGAUGAUCUGGAGAAGAACAUAGCUGAUCUGAUGACACAGGCUGGUGUAGAUGACCGUGCAUAACUGAAUUUUGUCACUUGACUUCAUCAUCUUGUGUAUCUUGUAUGUCACGAUGUGUGUGUGUGUAUCAUGAUCUUAAUCUCUGGCAGUGGCCUAUCCUCUCAGCAAGGGGGUGUGGUCAUACCGAGGGUGUAUGUCCUUAACGACAGGGACUGCAUCACCGUACAUGGAACAUUCCACCCAGUAUCUUAGUGUGUGCCUUUGACAGAGACUGAACCACGUAGAGUACCAUAACAGUGGCAGCCUCAUUGUGUAGUGGUGUCGGAAACUUAUGUAGACAAAUUUGUUGAUUUAUGCAUAAAAAACCCAGCAUUUGUCACCAGUGCCGUCAUCCUGAAUUAUAUCAAGUCCAUCAUAUCAAGUUAGUACUGGGUCUGAAAGGAUGGCAUAAUCAAACAACAUCUGAAAUCUCAUCAUGUUGGUCCUGUCAUCCCCUUACUCUGUAGUGGAAUAGCCCACCAAGUGAAUAUACAUAUUAUAUAAUGUACAUAAUCCAUACAUCAUAUCAGAGUGCAGGGGAGGGCAGGAUUGACAGGCGUGUAACAAUGGAUGUAUAAUUCGUGUUUUUUUGGGCAGCUGACAUUGUCCAAUAACUUGCAUAAAAAUGUGAUCUAGCUAUAUUGAUGAAUUGACCAUAUAUUUAAACAUAACUGUUAUAACCCAGUAUUAUUCAGUUCUUUGUUGAAUAUUUUUAGGUUUUCUUUUAUUUUUUGAAAAAAAAUAAUAACUUGGCGGAUUUGGGCAAUUUUCUAUACUGGAAAUGCAAUUAAUUUAUUAUUCAGAUAAUUUAUUAUACCAUUUAUUGUUGUACAUUUGCUGUUUCUAUUAAAACAUCUUUGCUUGUGGUAGAAUUUAUUAAAACUUCUCAUUUC